This is a messenger RNA of Arachis duranensis, 1083 nucleotides long. RefSeq names its product alpha-methyl-mannoside-specific lectin. The record is from RefSeq and is a predicted model, not a curated record. Gene Ontology annotation, molecular function: carbohydrate binding. The transcript has a single exon. Lineage: Eukaryota; Viridiplantae; Streptophyta; Magnoliopsida; Fabales; Fabaceae. The coding region runs from base 44 to 889 and encodes 281 amino acids.
GCCUCAAACCAUUCUUCACACACUCAUCUAAUUAAUCAUCACCAUGGCUGCUAUCUCCAAGAAAAUCCUCCCUCUUCUUUACAUAGCAACCAUCUUCCUCUUGCUCCUCAACAAAGCCCAUUCACUAGAUUCCCUUUCCUUCAGCUACAACAACUUUGAACAAGACGAUGAAAGAAACCUAAUCUUGCAAGGUGAUGCAAAGUUUUCAGCAAGCAAGGGAAUCCAACUCACCAAGGUAGACGAUAACGGAACCCCUGCAAAGAGCACCGUGGGUCGAGUCUUGCACUCCACCCAGGUGCGCCUCUGGGAGAAGAGCACCAACCGGCUCUCAAAUUUCCAAGCACAGUUCAGCUUCGUCAUCAAGUCGCCCAUUGACAAUGGUGCCGAUGGCAUAGCCUUCUUCAUCGCCGCACCGGAUAGCGAAAUUCCAAAGAACUCGGCCGGAGGGACCUUAGGGCUCUUUGACCCUCAAACUGCCCAGAACCCUUCGGCCAACCAAGUUCUUGCCGUUGAAUUCGACACCUUCUAUGCUCAAGACUCCAAUGGUUGGGACCCCAAUUACCAACACAUCGGAAUUGAUGUGAACUCUAUUAAAUCCGCAGCAACCACCAAGUGGGAGAGGAGAGAUGGCCAAACCCUAAAUGUUCUGGUAACUUAUGAUGCUAACUCUAAAAACCUACAAGUGACUGCUAGCUACCCUGAUGGUCAAAGUUAUCAGGUAUCUUAUGUGGUUGACUUGAGAGACUAUCUUCCAGAAUGGGGUAGGGUUGGAUUCUCAGCUGCUUCGGGACAACAAUACCAAUCUCAUGAGCUUCAAUCUUGGUCCUUCACCUCAACCUUGUUGUACACUUCACCCCACUACCUUAAACUUGGACGCUUCAUGAUAUGAUAUGGAACAAUAAUGGUCUCUAUAUCGCAAAUCUCCCUUUCAUGCAUGUAAGAUAUGGAAAUAAUAGGACAAGUAUUGUCCAUGAUCUAAGUUUUUAUUUCGUAAUGUUAAAGCCACGCGCGUCAACUUUCUUUUGUAUGAAUAAUGUAUGAGUUUGUUAUCUUCUUAUUACAAGUGUUGUCAUCUUUACAUUA